Molecule: messenger RNA, 2486 nt
Organism: Clarias gariepinus (North African catfish)
Lineage: Eukaryota; Metazoa; Chordata; Actinopteri; Siluriformes; Clariidae
Gene: fancc
Product: FA complementation group C
Exons: 15
Coding region: 49-1701 (550 amino acids)
Biological process (GO): interstrand cross-link repair; nucleotide-excision repair; cellular response to oxidative stress
Cellular component (GO): Fanconi anaemia nuclear complex
Source: RefSeq, a predicted model, not a curated record
GGAAGUUUAGAAGGACGUUUCGUCUCUCCUUUUCUCAGAUUUACAGUCAUGGCUCUAUUCUCUGAGCUGGAUAUGAGAUUCUGGGUGGAUAAAGCAGUGCAGUGGGGCCAGGCUACAUCUCCCAGCGCACAGCAGGAUAUGAGCAAACACAUGCCGUCUUUGAGGACCCUCCUCCAGCAGCUUGUACAUGCACUACAGACAAUGGGCUCUACCACUAAGGCCAUGAAGAGCUUCCCUUUUGUGGGCCAGUUCCUGGGAAGACUUUGUUGGAACCCAUAUGUUACUGCGGAUGGAGCAAGUAGGAGGCUCCUGCUGCAUUGUGUGUGGCUUCUGUAUAGUGCUGAGCCUCAGAAUGCAGUGGAGGAUCGGGCCAACACGUGGAUACGGAAUUUGCUGUGCCAUCUGACUUCAGAAGAUGAGGACAAUGUGGUGCACGCCUUGGAGAAAAAUGCUGGCUUCCCACCUCAGCAAUUUUAUACAAGGUGUCUUGAAAAGAUGGUGGCAUUACUGACAACUGAGCUCAAUGUUACUCCUAUUACUUCAGCAGCCUCUUUAAAAAGGUGCAGGUUUGACAGUAUCCACUCUUUAUCAGUAUUUUGUGUCCCCUUGGUCACAUGUCCUGAGGUAGCCCCUCUUAUCGGUGCACUGUUAAAGCAUUGUAAUCUUUGUCGCUGUUUUGAUCUCAGUGAAGAGUUUGUAGAGGCAGUUAACACCGCCUGGCUCAGUAAGAAGCUGUUGAUGGAGGAUGUUGCUGUGAUGGCUCUGUGGUGUUAUAGUCUGCCCUGCUUAGAGCAGGCAGUUCUGCUACUGCUUGAGCGUGUCCUUUCUGACCCGAAAGUGAUGCAGAUUCUAAAGACAGUUGUCACUGAGACUUUACUGCCCAAAGCAUCAGCGCUGCACUACCACAUCUUUCUUAUUGUGAAUGAUAUUUUCAGAAAUGCUGUAAUAAAAAUAGAAGAAAAUUUUGCAAUGAGAAGUCUGUUACAAGUUUUCACCUGCUGUUUUCUUCAGAGUCGCGCUGCCCUGAGGCCACAGGAAAGACUACCACUGAGACUAUUUUUUCCCCAUGUACCUCACAACCUGCUCACACCUUUAUUGACAGCACCAUCAGACGUGCCACAGCAUGUGUGGUUUGAGCACCUGCGCUGGAUUGGGACAUUACUAGAGAAGUUCCUUCAGGAGAGAAUCGAGGAGGAGGACACCAAAAGGGGGCACAGGGCUGUGUUUGAGGUUUGGUUCUUGCUUGUAGAGUGUGGUCACUGGAUAGAUGCAGCUGCCAAGAUGCUGGUCUCCGUAGGAUCUGAGCAAUUAGAGCCUCUGCUCUUCAUCUUAACGUUCUACCACCACCCUACCAACAGAGGGCACCACAGCCCUCAACACAAUUUGGUGGCAAGACAGGCAUGGAGUGAUUUGAAGAGCCUCUUCCUCGCCCAAACCCUGUCUCCGGAUUGUCUGUCUACUGUGAAGGAGCUGCUCUGUACUCUGUCAGCAAAUCUCGUUCUCAAUCUUCUGCUUAACUUUGCCUUGUUUUCUCAAGCAUCAACCAGCAGGGUGACAGAUAUUAUACAGAAGGUGCUGACUGAUUCUGGUGUAAGGCACAGCGCCAUGUGCAUGCUAUCCUGUAUGCAGCAAAGCCUAAAAGAAGACGGUGUAGCGAGUGUGAGGCUCAGGAUGCUUGAGGACAGACUCCGAACACCCUAGUGCCUCGGACUGGGCUCCAACUCGUGGACAUGCCCAAACGCUGGCAUGUGCUAAGCUGUUUAUUAGGACAAGGAUUCCUGGCAUGGUAUAGUUCCAGACUGAAAGCCCGGGCUGUUGAAAAUGACAUUUAUACAUUGAGCACAGCUGCUGGUUUUAUUUUGAAAGUCAGGGCUGAUAUGCAAUGACGUUAGGCUAAUUAAAAUAAACAGACGCAUGUAUACAUAAGGAAAUCCGUUUAAAAAAACCAAUUUAGGAAAAUAUGUAUAAAGGUUAUGAAAUUAUUUCUUUUUUCUUUGUAAAUGAUACAAUGCUUCUUUUGUGUACAGAUGUAUGUUUAGCUUUUGCCAUUGAAGUCAGGACACAUGAACUCAGUGUUUCUGUGUAGCGAGGGCGCUCACAGGAUCUGAAUCGGAUCCUUUUCCAUGUGUCACAGAAAAGGUUCUCCAAUCCAAUGACGUAUAUUGUUGUGAACAUAUUUUGACUGAAACAACACCAAUUUUGUACAUGAAAACAGAGCACACACUACACACUAAAUAAUGUAAAUACUGUUGCAGUUUAUUUAUAUUUAUUUUUGAGUGCAGGCUAGGUUACUAAAAGCAUGUUCGUAUUUGUAUCAGCUCAAAUCAGGGUUUCGAUUCUGGUUAAUUUUAUAUAAAAAAAGGGAAAGAGAAUCUUUGCCAAUGUUUACCGAGAACUGCUACAGACAUAGUUUUUUAAUUAUUGUUAUGUACAAUAACUGUAUAUUUGUAGAUAUGAGAAAGUCAUUAAAUUUUUAUUCAAAAGCA